UUUUCAAAGUUACUAUUCUUUCUGUUGGUAUCGUGCAUAGGAAGUUACUGGACGACAUGGAAAAAAUUAAAAUGUAUGUAGGCAUAUCAAAAACGAAAUAAUAAGUAGUGAUCAAAUUUUGAAAUGGCACAACCAGAGGAAAGCAUUGAAACACAGGAUGAAGCGAAUAAUCUUCUUCAAAAUGGAAUUUUAGUGGAAACAGACUCUGGGUUGCUUUGUGUUCCCUUGAACGAAGCAUUACUAACAGAUUUAAAUUUAUCUGUUGAAGAACUACAUGAUGUUGCUUCUCAGUUGAUAUUACAAGAAGAUAGUAAGCUGACAACAACUAAUCAUCGAGAACGAAUUCAUUUACGGACUUUCAACUUUAAUUUCGACAGUGAUGGGUUUUCUAGUGAAUGUAGUGAUAUCAGUAGUUGCUCCACACCUAACACCCAACCAGUUUUUACACUCACUUCAGUUACAAACGAUACAAAAUUACCAUUAAAACAGAAUAUUUAUAGACCUGAUGAUGAUACUGACAACAAUUAUAAGACUGUAACUGUAGUUCCCAGUAUUCUAUCUCAUAAACCAGUUACCAAGGAUGCCAAAAUUUCUAAACUUGAAGUGAAUUUAGCUCCAGCACACUCGUCAUCUGACAUCAGCGCUAAUUCUAAUGUAUCAGAUUCAGAUACAAGUGUAGCUAAUUUUCCUAGUCCAUCUCUAAUUGUUCCGUUCAAUAAAAACAAAAAUGUAGGUCCUGUCAAUAAUGAAAAUAAAGCUGGGUCUCCUCCAAAAAGGAGGGGUGGUUGGCCUAAAGGGAGGAAGAGGAAGCCUGAGCUUUUGAAUUUACCUCCCAAAGCUCCCGCUACAGGUUAUAACUUAUAUCUUAAUGAACAAAGAAAAUUAUACAAAGAAAGCGCCUUGGCUUUUCAUGAAAUAACAAAAAUAAUAGGAAAUAAAUGGUCCAGUUUAACUCUUGAGGAAAAAAAACCAUAUCUUGCUAAAGCUGAGGAGGAUAAAAAGAGAUAUCGUGAAGAAUUACAUAAAUAUAGACAAUCAGAUGCAUACAGGGCUUAUUUGAAUAAAAAAAGGAGAAAUAGAUUGCAGAACAAUAUUCUUUCAGAAAGUGAUAUGGAUGCAACUGAUGAAGUAGAUGAGGAAGACAAUGAGGAACUUUAUUGUAGAACAUGUGAUCAGUGGUUUCAUAACCUCCACAAUAAAAGAGAGCACCUUCAAGGAAGGCAGCAUACUCAAUCUGUUGCUGGAGAUAUGAAAAAGGAAUUGGGGAAUAUAAUUAGUUGUAACUCCCAAAGUUCAGAAAAGUCUGAUGAGAAAAGUAUAAAUCGUGAUCACGAAAGUGGCUCUGUCAAUGAUUCCAUAAGCCAGCUUCUAUUGAUUGUAUCCAAGAGGGAGAAGGAGAUAAAGUCUCUCAAGUGCCGUCUGGAAGAAUCUAGGCUGUCCCAAGAGGCAAUUUGGCAGCAGUUAGUUUCCCUCACAGAACGCGAGUCGAAACUAAGAAAAGAUCUUCAGGUUUUGGAGAAUAAGGAAAAAGACAUGAAGAACCAAAUUUUUCAAUUAUGGAAAGUGCCAAGUUUAUUUCUUGUCAAUGACGUGAAUAUUGCUGUGAAUGAGGAAUGCAGUGAAGAGAAUUGAAUAUUUUUUUAUUGUUUAGUUUUUGCAACAAAAUUGAUACAGUAUUUAUGAAUUGUUGGUUUUGUGUAAUAAAGUAUUUAUAUUAAA
Messenger RNA from Coccinella septempunctata (seven-spotted ladybird), 1719 nucleotides. RefSeq lists its product as uncharacterized. The record is from RefSeq and is a predicted model, not a curated record. NCBI's taxonomy places the organism in Eukaryota, Metazoa, Arthropoda, Insecta, Coleoptera, Coccinellidae. Bases 124 to 1632 code for a protein of 502 amino acids. Gene Ontology annotation, cellular component: nucleus. Gene Ontology annotation, biological process: regulation of gene expression. The transcript has 5 exons.